UUCCAAUCGCUUUGAGUUUAGAUACAAAAAAUCGUAAAAUGAAAACAGAUGACUGAGUGUCUAAUUGUCUGUUUGUAUGUGAGUAUCUAUUUGCAUGCAUUUCGAGUUGCAUAAAUUGACACAUUUAGUUCAAUUAAUAGUUCGGCGUUCAUUGCAUACAUAACGUCACACUCGGCAACAGUUGUUUUCCAGUUCUUAAUGCAAACAGUCGUUCAAGAUAGUGGAAAACAGCUCGAAAGUGAAUUGAAAGCCGUUUAACCGGAAGGAUUACGUAUAACCCCGAUGUCCUUUGAAAAAAAAAAAAAAUAAAAUCAUAUAAAUAAAUAAAUCAACCAAACCAGGUGCUGUGUAAAUGAUAACUAAUCGUGAAGUGUUGUUUACAAAAUGCGCAUAAAUUGUUCAGAGGGUAGAAAAUAUGUCUGAUAAUAGCGUGAUAGAUUGUUUGCUGGGAAGUGCAAAAUAAAAUAAAAAGCAAUUGUAUUUUGUAAAGAGUUAACUACCCUAAAUCGAUAUCUAAUCAAUAACUAACAAAUUUAUUAGUUGUAAUCGUGGUCGCAAGUGGCUAAGUGCGUCUUCGGAUCUGUGCAGUCGAGUAUUUCAUAAGUUCGCGGGUGCCAGGUUACUACUAAGUGCUUUGCGUUGAAAAUUGGUGCGUCUUUCUUAAAAUUGUAUUUAAUAUCAAUAUAUAUGAUAUCAUAGAUACGAGCAUGUUAUGUUUAAACAAGUGCUUUCUUUAAGAAAAGCAAACAAUCUUAAUUGGAUGUAAUUUUGUGAAUUUUUGGUGCAAAACAUUUGUGACGUCUGAUUAAUGGUUGCUAAUUGGGUGUAUUUCAUACAAUUUUUUGGAGCUCAGCUUUAACGACAAAAAUAUCUUUCAAACUUCUACCAACUAAUCGGUGCACUAUGUCCAAGCAAACUGAACUUGAAUGCCUACAAAAAAAUAGUAAAACUCCUAUUAUAGUGAGUAAUGGCGUGAAGAAGGCUCCAACUGCCAAGCCGUUAGGGGAACGUAGAAAAGCGGUGCUAAGACAGGAAUUAAUGGUUUUCUUGGGCAAUACUGGAGUACUAGGUGGUGGUAUGGCUGUAGCAAUACCUUCUGUAACCUUGGGUCAACUAACUAAUCCGUUGGAAACAUUUGUGCUGGGGUCCGAUGAGUCCAGUUGGUUUUCUUCAAUCAAUACAAUGGCCUGUCCUUUAGGUGGUUUGCUAGUAGGAUAUUUAAUGGAUCGCAUAGGGCGUAAAAAUACUAUUAUUUUCACAAAUAUUGUAGGAGUUCUGGGUUGGGCUUUUUUAGCAGCAGCACCCCUACACACAGAUCGCAAUGCGACUUAUGUUCAAAUGUUAAUUGGUAGAUUUCUUUCUGGUAUAAUGAUUGGUUUAUGCGUUUCACCAGUUGGAGUUUAUUCCGCUGAAAUAAGUUUACCUAAAAUACGUGGCCGUUUAAUAAUGGGUACAUCUAUUGGCAUUGCUGCCGGAAUAUUGUUUAUGUAUAUUCUAGGUUAUUUCAUUAGAAACGAUUGGCAGCUGAUAUCCAUUAUAUCUUGCAUAUAUCAGAUUAUAUCAACAAUUUGUGUGUUUCCAAUACCUGAGAGUCCCAGCUGGUUGAUGCAAAAGGGUCGAGUAGAACAGGCACGAAAAUCGCUAAAAUAUUUCCGUGGUUUAAACAAGGAAGAUCUAACAAUAUACGAUGAAUUCGAAACUGAACUCGCACAAAUAAAGAAAACUGCCGAUUUAAGUCGUAGUACCGCUGAAACGGAGUCUGUGUUUCAAGCUAUUAAGUCACCAGAAGUCUAUAAGCCACUCCUAGUAAUGAUUGCUUUCUUUGCAUUUCAACAAUGGUCAGGUAUUGUUGUUGUUAUCGUUUAUGCCGUACAAAUUGCCACACGAGCUGGAGUCUCUACAGAUCCCGUUCUUUGCGCUGUACUGGUAGGUCUCGCACGUAUUAUCACAACAUUUUUUAUGAGCAGCAUUUUCGAAAAGUGGGGUAGAAGACCUGCAGGUAUUGUAUCGGCUUUUGGUAUGUCCGCUUGCAUGUUGAUACUAGCCUCCUGCGGUUGGUUCGGUAUACCAUUGCCUAUACUGCCAGUCAUAUGCAUUGUACUACACAUAGUAUUCUCAACAAUGGGCUUAUUGACUUUGCCGUUCUUCAUGACUUCAGAAGUCUUUCCGCAACGCGUACGCGGCAGUGCAUCUGGACUAACAGUAUCCUUUGGUUUGUUAGUAUCAUUUUUAGUGCUCAAAUUAUAUCCAACCAUGGAAACCAGUAUGGGCACAGCAAAUGUAUUUGCAUUUUAUGGCUUUGUGUCUCUAAUUGGUGUGGCAUACAUAUAUUAUUUUGUACCAGAGACAAGAGGACGCACAUUAUUAGAAAUUGAGAACUAUUUUCGCACUGGAAGAAAAGUUUCAAAUGCUGAAGUGGCGCUACGUGCCAUAACAGUUGAUGCUGUUGAAAUGAAUGAAGUUUUUAUAAUUAAAGAAAAUUCAGAUAAAUCUGAAGAAUGCAGCUGAAUUGCGAAAAAAACAUACUUAAUUCAGUGCCAUAAUUACAAAAAGGCGUAGACUGUGAUGCUAUGAUGCAUUCUAGUAUUAAUAAUUUAAUAAUUGAAAUAAAAUAUAAAAAAUAAAAUAAUAUUAAAUUGA
This is a messenger RNA of Teleopsis dalmanni, 2640 nucleotides long. RefSeq names its product facilitated trehalose transporter Tret1-2 homolog. The transcript has 7 exons. The record is from RefSeq and is a predicted model, not a curated record. Bases 904 to 2508 code for a protein of 534 amino acids. Gene Ontology annotation, cellular component: membrane. Gene Ontology annotation, biological process: transmembrane transport; carbohydrate transport. Gene Ontology annotation, molecular function: sugar transmembrane transporter activity. NCBI's taxonomy places the organism in Eukaryota, Metazoa, Arthropoda, Insecta, Diptera, Diopsidae.